Molecule: messenger RNA, 701 nt
Organism: Anopheles stephensi (Asian malaria mosquito)
Lineage: Eukaryota; Metazoa; Arthropoda; Insecta; Diptera; Culicidae
Exons: 2
Coding region: 10-591 (193 amino acids)
Source: RefSeq, a predicted model, not a curated record
CCUAACAACAUGCCCGAUUUACCGAUGGUAGCGUUCCACACGAUACGAUCAUCCAUCUUGCUGAUGUUGGUGAUCUUUGUGGCACAGCUCUGCUCCGGCCCAGUAACGGUCAUGUACGAACGUGUGGAACAGCUGGAAGGGUUCGAUGUGGUGGACGCUCGAAAUGUUCGUAUCCGGAAAUUCAACCGAACAGUGACCGUGCUGAACGGAACGUUUGAUCUACUGCGAGAGGUAGAUGAUGAUUAUUCCUUUACCAUCGAGCUGGCGUACAGUACGCUGGGUAAUAAUCAGUUCAUACGCUCGCCCUUCCGGGUGCCGUUGCAAAAGAUGUGCAAGUUUCUAAACACCACCUACCGGGACUAUCGGGACUUUUAUCGAAACAUGACCAACUUUCCCGAUGCGGGCGUGUGUCCGGUAGAGGCCAAACAGUACUACGUCAAGAACAAGGUGCUGGAUGCAAAGAUAUUCAACGAUUACUUCCAAGCAGGUUUGUGGAAGAUCACCCUUCUGCUGUACGAAAAAAGCAACUUCGAUCUGUCCAUCGUUGUGGUAGAGUUGCAUUUCCAAGUGUCUCGUGAAGGCAUGUUUUAGCAUAAGGGAUUCGCUUUAAUCUCUGUAUGCUUAUUUGCAAUCGGAGGUCGAAUCGAAUGUUUAUCGGUUUUCUAGAAUUGAAUUAAUUGAGAAUUAAAACAUAAUUAUAC